Messenger RNA from Anolis sagrei ordinatus, 2127 nucleotides. RefSeq names its product somatomedin-B and thrombospondin type-1 domain-containing protein-like. Lineage: Eukaryota; Metazoa; Chordata; Lepidosauria; Squamata; Anolidae. The record is from RefSeq and is a predicted model, not a curated record.
ACCAGUGGGUGUUGCUCCUUGCCUGGAAAACUCUCUAGUGAGGCGCCCAAGUUUCACAGUGACAGCUUUCACCGCUCUUGGAAAAGGAAAAAGCAGGAGAUCCAAGCGGCACAGAUCUCUCCAGUACCCCAAAUGCUUGUUCCCUGAUGUCCGCUUGCCGGCUUUGGCCUCGUAAAGAAGGUAUCUUUCUCCCCAUGCUGUCAGCUGGAUAGCUGAGGGAGUUCUACUUCUGUCUCUCUUGGGGCACCAUGUUCCUCUAAAGCUGAAGUGCAAGCUUCCUCUGUCCAGAGGCUGGAGUGGAAGCGAACCAAGUUGGGAAAGACUUCAGAGUCCAACUUGAAGGCCAUCCCUGCACCUGGUGCUACCAAACCAGUGGUUUCUGUCGUGAUGUGGCCCAAAGCCAAGGAAGCACAGCAGCUGAACAUCAGUAUGAGACACUGGUUGGUCUUUUGCUCAUGGUUUUUAGUGAGCUGGUCUUUUCAGCCCGCCAAGGCAGGAUGUGCCAACCGGGAGACCCACCGAUGUUGUCCUGGUCGGAAUAACGAUUGCUCUGACUUCUCCUGGAGAAGAACGCCCUGUUACUGUGACACAUACUGUGAGAAGACGGGGGACUGCUGCGAAGAUUAUCACGCCAUCUGUCAGGUAUCAGCUGUGGAUUGCGUGGUGGGGCCGUGGGGACCCUGGAGCGACUGCAGCUCUCUCUGUGGCACUGGGAGCAAAGACCGCAUGCGCCAGGUCACGGUGCCGCCGCGGAACAGAGGGACCCCCUGCCCGGACCUGAAGCAGAGGCGAGGCUGCCUGGGGGACAACCCGGUUUGCGAGACAGCCAAAGAGGUGUCUAAGAUCCUACCUGAUUCUUUUAAGAGGGACUUUAAGGACCCAUGGAGAAGACCUCACAUGCUCCUGAAGCAUAAGAUGCCAAGCUACUGCAUCUACUUCCGCCUGAAGCAGGCCAGCCUUGCCUGCCAUCUGCAUUUCUGGAGCAGCCAACUGGUGAGGGAGCGUCGGGUUUGUGUGGAGUGCCAAGGGGGAGCUGUGGGCAGCAAGAAGAGGUGCCAAGGGGACGGCCUACAGGGAUCCAGAACAUUCUGGACCGCCGCCUCCAUUGCCGGCUGUCAAGGAUCCUGGGUUCAAGAGUCACUACAGGACAACUGUGUCUGUCCAGAACUUUCCUUUAUUUUUGUAUGACGCCGCGUCGAGCGGGACAAAGGCCCAGAGAGGGAGAAGUGAAGGAAAUUCCAAAUGCAAAACUGACACUGCUUUAUCUUACCUCGGCUUCCAUAUCAAUCCAUGCUCUGUAGCCCUUGUCCUGUGCCUCUGCCUAAUCCAUUUUCUUUCUUUUCUUUUUAGUGGCUAUGUCACUACAUUGCUAUUGCUACAACAGGAGAGCUUCUUUUUCAGCAAUGACACCUUUAAAAACAUUGGUACAAAGGAGCCAACGGAAGCUUCUCUUUUUUUGCAGAGCUUGGAAGUUAAUUACCGUACAUCACACCCUUUGUCAUGAGUUACUUUUUGUUUUUGGAACGUCGGCAUAGCGCUGCAACACCGUAAACUGGUGCAAAGUAUUUUUAUUUGCAGGACAAACAGUGGACUCGGGUUACUUCUACAGUGUAACCAACACUGAAAAGCCAAUGGUGUUUUGAUGAGAAUGCUCCAGAUUUUACGUCGUUUUUUUACCAAGCCUAAGCGGGAUUUGUUUGUGCCCAGAUCACAAAUCUCUUAAACUCAUCUUUGAUCCUAAUUCUGUCUUCUGAUAUGUUGGUGCUGGUGGAAAAUGUCAGGAACAUCCCUUCUAGUCCUGUAUUAAAGUUGCUUCCAAAUGUGUUGAACAAACUGGGCCAAGGAUAGCACCCUUUGGAGCCCCACAUUUCACUUCCCUUCAAGAUAAUCAGCUGUGAGAUCUUGAUAGGGAUGGUACCUCUGCCUGCUACAAAUGCGCCUGGCCCUAGCAUUGUCUCUAGUCCAAAAUUAUAUGUUCUCUUCAAGAAUAUCACAGGGGACUUUCUCAAAAGCCUUCUGGAAAUCAAGAUAAACUACAUCUAUGACAUUCCUGUAAUCUACCAAUUUGUAACUUUCUUGUAAAAACAAAAAGAUAAAAUUAAUCUGGCAUUGCUUGAUUUCCAGAAA